AUGCCACCACGCCCCUUUCAACUCGCCCUUGUUCGAGCCUAUAUAAAUUAUAUUCACCCUCGCGUGCCAUUCGUCGAUAUCAGGAAAUUACUACAAGCCAUAUCCACUGAAGAUCCAAGCCAACAUAUCAGUAUUUCACUGCUCCAGGCAAUAUUCUUUGCCGGAUCUGCUUUCGUAAACUCUGCGGAGCUAUCUGCAUCAGGCUAUACAAGCAAAGCUGCUGCUUGUGGUGAAUUCUUUUCCCGAGCCCGGUGUCUGUUUGACUUCGAUUACGAGAAAGAUCGCCUGACGGUAAUCAAGUCACUUGUGCUAUUAUCCUUCUGGAGAGACAAAAGCCCAGACAAAGAUCCACGGCACUGGAUGGGUAUAGCUGUGUCCCUUGCUUAUACAGCGGGCUUGCAUCGUUCCCCGGAUCGACAAAUUUCGGUAGCAAGCCAGCGAGACCGUGUGCGAACAUGGUGGAGCUUGUUUUGCCGGGAUAGAAUCCUGUCCUUGACUACCAAACGGGCUGGCAUUAUCGAUGACAGUGCUUUCGAGAUCCCAAUCUUGACGAUGACCGAUUUCGAAAUUUCAACAUACUCCCCCGGAGAUAUGUGCGCAUUGAGUAUAUCGGAAGUCUUCCAGGACCUGGAGAUUCAAAAACGUCUCGCUCUGAUAUUUAUAGAGAAUGCAAAGUUGAGUCUUUGUAUUAGCCGGGUCCUCACUGCCCUGGAAUUUCCGAGAGGGCUUCCAUCUGAUUUAUUCGGUGGCAUCGCUACAGUGGAUUCUUCGUCAGAUGGAUCCAGCAUGCUAGCCAACUUUUAUUGUAUACAAGAACUGGAAAGCUGGGUUGCCAGCCUUCCUGAUAUCAUAACAGAAAUUCCGCUGUACAACUCGCUUUCAAACGAGGCCAACAAGAUAUUGCGCUCGCAUUAUUGUGCGUUGAGAACACUGCAUCUUGCAGCUUCUACUCUUGUCUACCAAUCACUAGAAGACAAAUAA
This is a messenger RNA of Penicillium robsamsonii, 981 nucleotides long. RefSeq names its product fungal specific transcription factor domain-containing protein. The transcript has a single exon. Gene Ontology annotation, molecular function: DNA binding; zinc ion binding. Lineage: Eukaryota; Fungi; Ascomycota; Eurotiomycetes; Eurotiales; Aspergillaceae. The coding region runs from base 1 to 981 and encodes 326 amino acids. The record is from RefSeq and is a predicted model, not a curated record. Gene Ontology annotation, biological process: DNA-templated transcription.